Molecule: messenger RNA, 1980 nt
Organism: Cydia strobilella
Lineage: Eukaryota; Metazoa; Arthropoda; Insecta; Lepidoptera; Tortricidae
Gene: Patsas
Exons: 10
Coding region: 333-1931 (532 amino acids)
Biological process (GO): protein palmitoylation
Cellular component (GO): Golgi membrane
Molecular function (GO): protein binding; palmitoyltransferase activity
Source: RefSeq, a predicted model, not a curated record
AACUUCCCUUAGCGUAAAUCGAUAAAUCUGUAGCAAAACGCAGCUGUCAACUGGUCAACUGUGGCCUUAUUUAUUAAUUAGUGAAGUUUAUAGCUAUAUGUUUUAGCCGUGCGAGUGAACGGGUGUGGAGUGCGUUGGUAGUUGGUACCUAGUGUACCUAGACCUACUACCACUGGGUAGUUCGAGGAGGGGUGUCGCGUGGAGCGGCCGUGGCGGAGAGCGAAGGGUCCGCAGUAGCGGGGGGCGUAGGCCUCACCGUGAGCAGCAAGGUGUACCCGAGCCCGGGGGCGGCGCGCGGCGUGUGGGCGCUGCCGCAGCCGCCCCCCUGCACCAUGGCGGCCGAGGAGCCCCUGCCCCCGUGCUCCCCGAUGUCCCCUGACGCGCCCGCAGCACCCCCUCGCACCAUCACAAGUUACCACCACUCGGACCUGCACCAGCUGAUCUUUGAGGCUGUUAGGUCCAGCGAAGUAUCAGAAAUCGAGCGGCUAGUCGAAAAGCUCGGCGUGGAGGUGCUCAGCGCUCGUGACCAACACGGAUACACACCAGCGCACUGGGCGGCGCUGGAUGGCAGCGUGGCAGUUAUGCGGUAUCUCUUGGAGCGAGGAGCGCCCGUGGAUCUAUCCUGCCUGGGCACUCAGGGCCCUCGUCCUAUCCACUGGGCCUGCAGAAAGGGCCAUGCUUCAGUGGUGCAAGUUCUGUUACAGUGUGGAGUUGCAGUCAACGCUGCUGACUUCAAAGGACUAACCCCCCUAAUGACCGCCUGCAUGUACGGCAAGACCGCCACGGCAGCCUAUCUCCUCGGCAUGGGAGCCGCCACCAGGCUUGCAGACAUCAACGGAGACACCGCUCUUCACUGGGCCGCGUAUAAGGGGCAUGCCGACUUGGUCCGUUUGCUCAUUUACUCGGGAGUGCCGUUACACUGUACUGACAAUUUUGGCUCGACGCCGCUGCAUUUGGCUUGUUUGUCGGGGAACCUGACAUGCGUUAGGUUGCUUUGUGAGAAGGUAAAAGCAGAACUCGAGCCUCGCGACAAAAACGGCAAGACUCCCCUCAUGCUGGCGCAAAGCCACCGGCACGCCGAGGUGGUCAAACUCCUCACAAAGGAAAUGAAAAGGAAGUCCCACUGGAUGCCUCCAUUAUCGGAACUCUGGGCAUUGCUGUUUGGUGGUGCGGGGGACUCGAAGGGACCACUGUUGUUCUUCCUUGUAUCAGUGCUGCUGUGGGGUUACCCUAUGUAUGUUUUUAGGUGUAUCCCCCUAACUUGGAACACCCUCCGUCUCUCCCACUACUGCUUCCUCUAUUGGAACGGCAUCAUGUGGCUGAGCUGGGUGAUCGCCAACCGCCGGGACCCGGGCUACAUCCCGCAGAACUCCGACACGUACUACCGCGCCAUCCGCCAGAUCCCGUACCUAGACAAGUGGAGGAAGAGGAACGUCAUUCUGUCGCGGCUGUGCCACACGUGCCGGUGUCUGAGACCGCUCAGGGCCAAACAUUGUCGCAUCUGCAAGCGCUGCGUGGCCUACUUCGACCACCAUUGCCCCUUCAUCUACAACUGCGUCGGUGUUCGGAACCGCAUGUGGUUCUUCCUGUUCGUGAUGAGUGUGGCUAUCAACUGCACGCUGUCCAUAUACUUCGCCUGCUACUGCCUCCUUCUUGAAGGAUUUGGACUGCUGUAUUUAUUGGGACUGCUGGAGGCGCUUACUUUCUGCGCGCUGGGGUGGAUUCUUACGUGUACAUCUAUACUUCAUGCCUGCAUGAACCUGACCACGAACGAAAUGUUCAACUACAAGCGUUACCCCUACCUGCGGGACAAGCGCGGGCGCUACCAGAACCCCUUUUCGCGGGGCCCCGUCAUGAACCUCAUUGAGUUCUUUGUCUGCCUGCCGGAUAAAUGCGACGAGCAGGAUUUAUUCCACGAGGAGAACAUUUAACAGCAAGCUUAGUUACUUUACCUGACCACGAGGUGCUACCAGAACCCCU